This is a messenger RNA of Ilex paraguariensis (yerba mate), 697 nucleotides long. The record is from the annotation of a GenBank genome assembly. NCBI's taxonomy places the organism in Eukaryota, Viridiplantae, Streptophyta, Magnoliopsida, Aquifoliales, Aquifoliaceae.
AGAAGAAGAAGAAGAAGAGAAGGUUCCAAUGGUCCCAUUUACUUUUUGCUUCAACUUUGGUCUUAGAUAUAUUACUUAAAUGCUGAUUUACAAGUGGUUGUGGAGAAGAUGUGGGGAAGGUAUUUGACUAGGCAUGGUGAUGGUCGUGAGAGAUUUGUGUUUGAAGUCUGGAGUUGGAAGAAUGAGUGUGGGGGGGCACCCUAUUAAAACAACUAUGCUGCGUGGGUUCUUCUCGAGUUAAAAAUUAAAAAGCUCUCUAGUUUGGAGUUGAAUGGCUGAGAUUGAUCCAACUUACAAACCCAAUCAAUCCAAUGGCCCAAAUUUAGCUCUGAAAAAUCUUCCUCCCCCUCAAGUUCAAUAUCUCGCCCAUAUCCUCUCUGUCACACACAUUCUCAAAGUCACCCCACCAGCGGCGACCGAACUAUCCAUUACAAAAGACCCAACAGACAUCAUAGACGAAGCCCUUGCAAGAUCCAGUUAUGCCCUCUGUCUCUCUUUCUCUUCCUCUAUCUAUCUUUGUACACGCACGCAACACACCAUGCACAUAGCACACACACACACAACACACUCGGAAUAACUAGGUGAGGUGGAGUUUCUUCUGAUGCAAUACAUAUUUCUAUAUAGAGUUGGUCACUUUCAAUGUGUCAAUUUGCAUCUUUAUUACAAGUACUAUGUGAGGUGCUAAUCGUGGUGUUAU